AUGAGAGUGAAAGAAAUUUCUAAAUUAAUGAAAGUAGACAAUAGACGAGUUUAUGAUGUUGUUAAUUUACUCUCCAUUUUCCCUAAUGAAGAAGAGAGUUUUGUUAUUAGAAUGAAUAAAGAUAACAUUUUUUAUUUUAAAUGGCGUUAUUGUUUUAUUGAUGAUAUUAAUAUUAAAGACAGACUUCAAGAAUUAGUGAAAAGAAAUUGCUUAUUGUUUAAUAGGGUGAAUGCACUUAAAGCAAAUAUUAAUAAAAAGAUUCCAUUCAAAAAAUUUGCAUUAGAAGUUUUUAAGUCAGAUGAAGAAAUGCCAGAAGAUAUUCAACUGUUAUUAAUUCAACUUAAUUCUAGUUAUUUUUAUUUUUCAAGAAUUAUAAACUCCAAUUUAUACUGUUUUUGUUGA
Molecule: messenger RNA, 402 nt
Organism: Entamoeba histolytica HM-1:IMSS
Lineage: Eukaryota; Evosea; Mastigamoebida; Endamoebidae
Exons: 1
Coding region: 1-402 (133 amino acids)
Source: RefSeq, a predicted model, not a curated record